Entrophospora sp. SA101 is the source of this 525-nucleotide messenger RNA. The record is from the annotation of a GenBank genome assembly. NCBI's taxonomy places the organism in Eukaryota, Fungi, Glomeromycota, Glomeromycetes, Entrophosporales, Entrophosporaceae.
AUGAAUAAUGAAACUUCCGCUUCUCAAGCCCAAAACUCAUAUUCGGAUAGCUCGCCAAAAUCUCAUGAUGAAUUACACGUCAAACAAAUUUCGGAAUCGCAAUCUAUUCCUAACACUCCUAAUUUACCUGAAGAAUCCUCAGAACAAAAUACAGACUUACAGAAAACAAAAAUCCCUGAAAUAGACGUACAGCCUUUGAUAGAAGAAUUAAGAAUAGAACCUUUAGUGGAAGAUACCGUUAAAGUUGUUAAUGUUGAUAAAAAUUCUAUGGAUAAGCAAUCACUUGCAAUCGAAUUGGUCCAUCUAUUUGAAAAAAUAAGCUUGGCAGAGAAUAAUACUAAACGAGCCAAGGUGGAAGAAAUUACAAGCUGGUACCAAUAUAGAAAGCAUUUUGAAAAAAGACUUGAUGAUAUUUUACCCGAAAACCAAAGAAAUGAUAAGAGAGCCUAUGAUUUAGCAAAUGUGGAAGAAUUACCUGAAUCGUUAUCGGAAGAAGUAUCGGAGUCAGAAAUCCUUGAUACGUAG